AUGGACCAAGUCAGCCUGGUCAAGUACAACAUCAGUGCGUCUGCACUGGUGGCAUAUCUGGACGGCAUCUUUGGGCGAAACAAAUACCUCUGGAGACCCAUCAAGGUCGGGGCAAGCACCAUGUACGAGGUCACGGCGACGAGGAAGUUGUCGGUUACUGAGCACGGCGAGAUCAAACAGCGCUCGGGAGUAACGCUGGUCGAUGCGUGGUGA
This is a messenger RNA of Cladophialophora bantiana CBS 173.52, 213 nucleotides long. RefSeq lists its product as uncharacterized. The transcript has 2 exons. Bases 1 to 213 code for a protein of 70 amino acids. The record is from RefSeq and is a predicted model, not a curated record. NCBI's taxonomy places the organism in Eukaryota, Fungi, Ascomycota, Eurotiomycetes, Chaetothyriales, Herpotrichiellaceae.